Molecule: messenger RNA, 879 nt
Organism: Mya arenaria
Lineage: Eukaryota; Metazoa; Mollusca; Bivalvia; Myida; Myidae
Exons: 1
Coding region: 1-879 (292 amino acids)
Source: RefSeq, a predicted model, not a curated record
AUGGAGGGAUCAAGCCUUGAGCGAUGUUUACGUACCAAGUACAACAUUGAGGAGCGUCUGAUGGCAGAGGGGACGUUUGUUGGACUGGUAGGGAGCAGUCUGGACGCGGUCAGCCUUGUCAGCCUCGGGAUCGGACAACGGUGCCUAGUGGUGGCCACCGUCAGCCUGGCCGGGGACGAGGUAGAGUACGAGCUCUCCAGCGUCACUCCACUUCCGCUUCUCGAGAUAUCGUACAGCAAGCGUGGACGCAGAGUGAAGGUCAUCAGCCGCUUCAAAGGACCCCAUGUGUUCCAGCAAUGCAGCUGUGAAAAUCGGGCCGAAAUCUGGGACAACUUUACCACCGCCAUUGACCACCUGCGCAGUGCAAGAGGAGAGGAAGUCUGGUGCAAGGCGUCCCUGUCAUCUGCCACAACGUCCGAGAGCACGUUAGUGUCGCAGAUCGAGUUUGAGCGUAUGUCCAGCCAAACAACCUCCUUGUUUAACCCUGCGCCUUGUAAGUACACAUUUGGCCAGAAGAAACUACUCGGUCCUCCAGAGCUGAAACCAUACAGUUCGUCCAUGCCGGAAAUAUGCCGACAUAAUGGCACAGAGACAUAUCUGUGGGGCCAUCACAUGAUGCGUGGGCACAGCUUAGACUGUGUCCACAUCCGAUUUGAUAGUUUUGUAAACGGCAGUCCACAAUCCGAUGACCACAUUGAUGGAGCUUUCAGCUAUUCCAACGUUGAAAUCACAGGCCAUCAAGUGCAGGACGUUUCGGAUCAUUUAACAGCAAACAACGGAAAUACCAAUGCUUGUGAUGUAAGAGCCAGUGAAAAAAGGGAAGCGAAAAGUGUCGUGAAACGAAUCAAGAAUGCAUUGUGUUGCAAGAAGAAGUGUUAA